Molecule: messenger RNA, 405 nt
Organism: Erigeron canadensis
Lineage: Eukaryota; Viridiplantae; Streptophyta; Magnoliopsida; Asterales; Asteraceae
Exons: 1
Coding region: 1-405 (134 amino acids)
Source: RefSeq, a predicted model, not a curated record
AUGACUACUGAGGAUUAUCAAGAAUCCGAGGUUGUCUUCCAAGACAAAUUCUCCGGAAAUGAAAUCCGGUAUUCAAAAAAUGAUAAAAAGCUAAAACCCGACAAUAAUAAGAAAAAACCAAAAAGCAGUAAUACGUCUUCAUCAGUUCCAAUACGUAUCCAAGAAGAGUUCUCAGGCAGUUCAUGGUUUCAUCAUUAUUUACAAACACAUUCCUUUGAUGUCGAAAACGAUGAGAUAAAUAACGAAGACGUCGAAAUCGUACCGCCACACGUAAUAUUGGAGAGACGUGUUACUAGAAAAGCGGCUUUUUCGCUUUGUUCAGGGAAUGGGAGGACUUUAAAAGGAAGAGAUUUGAGUCAAGUUCGUGAUUCGAUUCUUAGGAUGACGGGUUUUCUUGAAUCCUAA